This is a messenger RNA of Fomitopsis serialis, 1479 nucleotides long. RefSeq lists its product as uncharacterized. The record is from RefSeq and is a predicted model, not a curated record. The coding region runs from base 1 to 1479 and encodes 492 amino acids. NCBI's taxonomy places the organism in Eukaryota, Fungi, Basidiomycota, Agaricomycetes, Polyporales, Fomitopsidaceae. The transcript is spliced from 4 exons. Gene Ontology annotation, molecular function: protein binding.
AUGAGCACGACUUCCGCGACAUACCGACCUGCAAACGUCCUAUCGAGCAAGCGGUACAACCCAGAGUACCGCUGGGAAGUGAUUGCUGCAGGUUGGCUAAAAGGCAAGCCGAGCACAGCACAAUCCAUCCUCCAGCCACUCUCUUCGCAGCUCUGCCAGCGCAUCCCGCUCGACAUUUACGAGCAUAUCAUGGACCACAUGGAUCAGGCAAGCCUAUACCGCGCCGCCCUCGUCUGCCAGGCCUGGCACCACCAGAGCAUCCGCCUCCUCUACCGGACCAUCGAGAUCCGGCAACGCGCCGCGUUCAGCACCAUCUCGCGCCCGAGUCCCGCCGCCCGAGCGCGCCUCGCGACGAGCAAGGAACUGCGCGUCAUGCAUCGCAGUGGCCCGCUCUUCUGCCACGCUGUCCCCCUCACCCUCGGGCGCGCAAUGCCCGCAGUCGAGCGCCUCGCGUUCCAUGCUUGCCUCCAGCCGCUCAUGCAUCCGACCUUCGCGCGUUACCUCUCAGCUUUCACGGGCGUAUCGCGGCUCGAGAUCGGCGGCUUCAGGUUCUCGAACGUUGUGGAGCUGCGGAGGGUGCUGUGUGCGUUCCCGCGGCUGAUAUACUUGUCGCUCUCGCGUGGGGAGUUCACGCAGAGCGUCAAGGGACAGGACGAAGAGAAGAAGAGCGGGUUUAUGCCCGGGGCUGGGCCACAGAGCCUGCGAAUACAGACACUGGUGCUUGGUAUACAACUGAGCUCCCCGGUACUGGAGGCCCUCAUCGACUGGCUCGUUAUGUCAUCCACGUGUCGGUCCAUAGCUCAUCUGGAGUUCUGGCGAGACUCACUCGAGAGCGUUACCUCGGUUAAUCGGCUGCUUGAAGCCAUCGGUGGGGCGUUGCUCGACUUCCACGAACAUCAGGGCCGCUUCGAGAAACGUAGCCACGUCGACCUUGCACACAACUACCGUCUUCGCUCCUUGGAGAUGACUAUGUCCAGGCGACUGACUGAAACGAGUGGCAUUGUGUGGCCAGGCAUCAUAGAGGAACUGCUCUCCGUGCUUUCUAGCGUCCGGAGUUUGGACAUGCAGCGAAUCCUGAUCCACCUCGUCUGCAGAACCACGACGGCUGUAGGGCAGAUGCUUCCGCUAGCGGCCUCCGACAGCGGUCGGCCCCCUCUCCAUGAUGUACUCGAGCGCUCAAACUUCGACUUGCUGCGGGAAGUACAAGCAACGGUGGAAUUAGACUCAACGGACAUGGUGUCUAUAGAAGAUAACAAGGCUGUCGCGGAGAUGAGAGCGCACAAGAUUGUUCCGUAUGUACGCGUCCUACUGGCGCCAUGGCACAAGCGAGGCAUCCUCACUGUCACCCCAAUCUACUGGAACUUGAGCCCUACAUAUGGAGAAGUAGACCCAAGCUCCUCGUCAGGGUUGUUAUACGCGCAUCAGAAAGUGUUCUAUAACCCUACCUAUCUCCCUCUUGGCCUACUCGAACCACGAUAG